Molecule: messenger RNA, 988 nt
Organism: Emys orbicularis (European pond turtle)
Lineage: Eukaryota; Metazoa; Chordata; Testudines; Emydidae
Product: cytochrome b5
Exons: 5
Coding region: 1-435 (144 amino acids)
Cellular component (GO): mitochondrial outer membrane; intracellular membrane-bounded organelle
Molecular function (GO): heme binding
Source: RefSeq, a predicted model, not a curated record
AUGGGGAGCGAACAGCUCGGCGCUGCUGGGGUCGGCGCGGCGCCCGAGGGCGGCCCCUUCUUCACCCUGGCGGAGGUGGCGAAGCGCAACUCGAGCCGCGAGGCCUGGCUGGUGAUCCACGGGCGCGUGUACGACGUCGGCCGCUUCCUGGACGAGCAUCCAGGUGGAGAGGAGGUUUUGCUCGAACAGGCUGGUAGGGAUGCCACAGAGAGCUUUGAAGAUGUUGGGCACUCCACAGAUGCCAGGGAAAUGCUCGAAGAGUACUUCAUAGGAGAGGUUCACCCGUGCGAUCGUAAAAACGAAGGCUCUAAGGAUCCAAACACAACAUCCUCAAGCCAGUCAAGUUUCUGGUCAACAUGGCUAAUCCCCAUCUUCGGCGCACUGGUCAUAGGCUUAAUGUACCGAUAUUACAUGUUGGAUGGGAAAUCUUCUUGAUCUGGCCCCGCUGGAACCUUGAGAAGCAUGAGAGCACACGCAUGCGAGCAAGAGCUCUGGGGGUUUGGGUUUCUUAAACCUUGCGUAUUUUGUUCUUAGCUUUGAGUCUGUCUAGCAAUAGUGGUGUCUGCAAAGCCAAGCUACUGUUAGAGAGUGUCUGUCCAGACUCUGGGAUCCGCUGCCCUGUCUCGCAUUCUCUUCAGAGUCUUGUAUGUGCGUUGGGGCAGGGGGUGAGUUCCAUUAUAUGUCUAGUCUGUCUCGCUGUAAUAAUCAAUCAUGGGUAACGUUUCUUUUAACACCUUUUUGUUAAUCCCAACAAUGUGGAACAGCUGCUAGCAUGUGAGCCUGUUAAAUGCCUCUCUCUUUCAUGUGAGUGAGCAUUGUCAAAGAAACUGCAAGCUUUCUACAAUCCCAUCCAGCAGAAGUGUUCUGAGACUGAGCAGAACAGCUUUCCCAGUGCACCCAGGCAACACGAACAGGAGCAGCAGGAAAUUGCUAGCUCUUGUUGUCUCUUCAUAUAUGUGGCUGUUUUUAAAUGGUUAAGCAAAUAUAU